Molecule: messenger RNA, 7476 nt
Organism: Dermacentor albipictus
Lineage: Eukaryota; Metazoa; Arthropoda; Arachnida; Ixodida; Ixodidae
Gene: Cdc27
Product: cell division cycle protein 27
Biological process (GO): protein ubiquitination; cell division; metaphase/anaphase transition of mitotic cell cycle
Cellular component (GO): cytoplasm; anaphase-promoting complex
Molecular function (GO): protein binding
Source: RefSeq, a predicted model, not a curated record
ACUUCCAAGACAUUUGGCUAACACCGCCAACUUCGCUCAAGCAAUAGAGGCAGCAGUCGGUUAACGUUGGGUUUGAAAUAUGGCUGUGACGGUUGGAUAGUUGUGAAUGUCCGUGUUCAUGCAAAAUCACGUUCAACUAGUAAUUAUUUCAUAUUCUGUGUGAUUGUGGACGCCACCAAGAAGACAGGCUGGAUCGGAUUGUGGUGUAGAAAGAACGAGUGGCCAUGAUAGUCCAAGAGCCGGUGCAGGCAGCCAUAUGGCAUUGCCUGAAUCACUAUGCAUUCUCGGAUGCCAUCUUUCUCGCAGAGCGGCUUUAUGCAGAAGUGCACACGGAAGAAAGCCUGCAUCUUUUAGCUACAUGCCACUACCGGGCAGGGAACAAGGUCUCGGCAUACAUGCUGCUGCGGUCACGUGGCUGCCGCUCGCCCCAAAGUCGCUUCCUCCUGGCACGCUGCUGCAUCGACCUACGCAAGUUUGCCGAGGCAGAGUCGGCCCUCGAUGCUGACGUUGGCUUGGCAUCGCGCUGCUCAGCCAAGGGAGGCCUGGAUGAGACGGUCACAACAUUCGGGGAUUCCGCCUCCUUUGCCCUAGCUCUGCUAGGACAACUGUGUUCGAAAACAGAGCGUGUCAGCCGUGCAACAGAAGCCUUCAAGAAAAGCCUGAAGCUCAACCCAUUCCUCUGGUCCUCAUAUGAGUCUCUCAUAAACCUAGGAGAAUCGCCAAAUCCUACAGAUAUAUUUAAUGUCUCAUCUCUUGAAAACUUCAGUUUAUGUCAAGGAAGCAAUCCUCUUGUCAACUUUGUUAAUAAAACCAACAUUGACAGCAUUACGGACGAUAUAAAGGUGUUGGGUGGCCAAGGUGGAGGUCCUGGCGGACAAGUUGCGGGCAAGGUGUCUGUGCUGCCGCUGUCAGCAGGUUCAACGCCACCAUCACAGGCACCACUGCUGGUCAUGCGGUCAACAGUGACGACAAGUACGCCCCAGCAGUCCUGCCCAGACACUACCCCUCUUGGCAUUAUGACCAGCACCCCGGAGCUGCUGGCUCCAGAGAGCAUCACUAGCCUCUGCCUGGGCAGCAAAAGUAGCAAGCAGAUGCAACCACUUUCGGCUGUCAAGGGGGCACGCAGCAUUUUUGCGGGAGGACCUGGGGCCCUGAGUCCACUGUCAGCAUCGUUUGGUGUGCUACCUUUGUCAAACUCCACGCCUGGCACCGUGCCCCCAACAGCCAUUAGUGGCAUGCUCGCCUAUGUCACACCCACUUCACAGGGCAUUUUGGACACCAUCUCCAAGGAAGCCUGCCCUCCAGUCAAAAAGAACCUUGCAAGGAAGCCUCAGGGACUGAACACGCCAAAGAUACAAAUAUUCAGCCAGUCGAGUAACAACAACUUGCUGCAGACGCCGCCUGUUCCAACCAGCUUUCCACCCAGUGGCCUGAGCAGCGUGCGGCGCAGCUCGCGCCUCUUCAGCAGCUCCAACUCGGUCAAGGAGAACAACAAGGGCAGCUCGUCGCCCAAGACCAUCCGGGGCCUGGCCGCCCGGCUACCCUCGUCCAAAAAGAGCAAGCCCUCCCGGGGGGCUUUGCGCACCAACACGGCCACCUCUGGCUCAAACAACGCGGGUGGCAUCACCGAAGGGGAGCUAAACGAGAUGAACAAGCCUGAGCCACUGCCUGUGUCCCUGGCCCAGACUGCACUCUGCAUGCAGAGGGCCUCAGCAGAGGGCCUGAUGCAGCUGCUGCAAGACCUGGGCAAGGCACGGCUCUAUCUGGGCCAGUACAGGUGUCGGCAAGCCAUCGAAACGCUGGAGGCCCUGCAGCCCCACCAGUAUUCCACGGGUUGGGUGCUCGCUGCCCUGGGCAGGGCACAUUUUGAGCUGGGGGAGUACGACAAGGCUGCUCGUGCCUUUGAGACUCUCAGGUCUAUUGAGCCACACCGGCUACAGGGCCUGGAGUAUUAUAGCACAGCCUUGUGGCACCUGCAGAGGGAAGUGAGCCUUUCUGCUCUUGCUCAAGACAUGAUGGAUCUGGACAAGACAGCGCCAGAGACUUGCUGUGCGGCCGGCAACUGCUUCAGUCUGCAGAGAGAGCACGAGACAGCAGUGCGCUUCCUGCAGAGAGCAGUUCAGGCAGACCCGGACUUUGUCUAUGCAUACACGCUACUCGGGCAUGAGUUAACAGCCAUGGAAGAAAUGGAGCAGGCCCUGUCAGCCUUCCGCAGUGCCAUGUUGGUCAACCCUCGCCACUACAAUGCCUGGUAUGGAGCAGGUAUGAUCUACUACAAGCAGGAACAGUUUCAUUUGGCAGAGCUGCACUUCAAGCGAGCACUCCAGAUCAACCCGCAGAGCUCUGUGCUCCUUUGCCACGUUGCAGUGGUGCAGCAUUCCUUGAAGAGGACAGAAGAGUCCAUUCUAACUCUAAACAGGGCCAUUUCGAUGGAACCCAGGAAUCCGCUCUGCAAGUUUCAGCGAGCUACCAUUUUUUUCUCGGUGGAUCGCUACCAGGAGGCGCUCAAGGAGUUGGAUGAGCUGAAGCAGCUUGUUCCCAAGGAGUCGCUGGUUUACUUCCUUAGUGGAAAGGUUCACAAGAAGUUGGGCAACACCCAUCUAGCCCUGAUGAACUUCUCGUGGGCAAUGGACUUAGACCCCAAGGGUGCCAACAACCAGAUAAAGGAGUCCAUUGACAAGCGCUUCAGCCAUGAUGAAGAGGACAUUGCUGCUGUCCAGCAACUAUCGGUUGACGACUCUGGGAGCAUCGAGUCGAAUCCCAUAGACCCGGAAUCCUCGCAUGGGAGCUCCGUGGCAGACUUGAACGACAUGCAGCUUCAGUCAAUGGAAAGUGAUGAAGGAUUCUAGUGCCAUACAUGCCAGCACUGGGCAUGAGAAACUGCGCUGCGCGUUGCUUCUUGGUAGUGUCUGUGAAAGACUUUUGAGGGUGAACAUUUGAAGGAAAGAGAUGAGACUAGGCUGUUUUACUGAGAAACUGUACCGUUGCGUUGUAAUUCACAUCGUUUUGCCAAGGGCCUCAUCCUGUGAAUUCAGUUGAUGUGAGUUCCUUAAGGAGUGUUUUCUCCCAUGGGCAUGACUUUGUUUUAAUUAAGUUGUUUUGGUUGGUUGCAUCCUUUUCCGUGUGCGUGUACGUGUGUGUGUGUGUUUGUGUGCAAUGUUGCCCCACUCUGCUAUGGCAUAUUGAAAAAGCCAGGUGUAAUAUUUGCUCACACCCGCCCAUAGUUCAGUGCUCAUCUCGCAGGCAAUGUCAUGACGUGGAGUUAUGGCAACACACCAUUGUGGAAUUCUCCUUAUGCAUUUUUCUUUUCUCACGAGAAAGCAAAACAACAAAAUAAUGUGUUAAACUAAGAGGGAAGAGAUUAGUAUUGGGAACAUACUUGUAAGCUUUGUAAUGAAAGUCAUUGUAUCUUUAGCUGGACACAUUCAUAUAAGACGCAAAAUUUGAUAUUUGGUAUGUAAGCAAAGUUAGACCUCAAUUUGUCUUUUGGAAGCUUCAAUCUGCAAGAUAUCCAAUCUGCCUUUUUCAUAAAAAAAAGAACUCUGAUGCGACAUAGCCCACAUACCCAGCAGUCUUAUACGAUCACUUGUUUUGCUCAUGAUCUCGUAUAAUAACGAGAUUUUUGGAUACAAGGGUUAUGGUACAUGUAGUUUUCUUUGGAUGUGAUAGUUGCAUUCCUGUGUAAGUUGCCUUGUGUUGCAAAACUGAAGCAUACACUAAGCCCUGUACACUUUGCAUAUACAGUGUGAGGGUUUGCAUUCUCCUGGAAACAUUUUUUUCACAAGCGAUUGCAAUAGAUGAAGGUGGUAACAAUUCCCAACUGUCUAGUGCCCUCUGCUUUUGUGUGGCAGAACCGUGUGUAUACAUUGGCAACAAAACACUGUUGUGCUAUGGGCUGUCUGGUUUGUUGUUUUUCAUUCUUCUACUGACUUGCAUGGACGGUACCCUAAUUUUUUUAGACCUUUGCAUUUCAGUUUUAUUGGACCAUGCCAACAGAUUUGGCACCUGAUUAGGUGUAAUUCUUGGUACGUCUGUUGCAGGAAAGCACAGUGACCUUAGAUUUCUAAUUAAAUUUCUGCAUUGGCCUCUCUCUAAUGACAGUGUUUCCAGCAUUUCUGGAGCUUCCUUUGCUUUUAAUAAUUGGUUUGUCUUUGUAAUGUUGUAUAUCUUAAGGAGCACUUAUGUAUAGUAAGUGCUUCUUGUUUUCAAGCAGUGCCUUUUAAGCAGAGGCUGGCAGUUCUCAAUAAAUUUGGGAUGGUUAUGCCCCAGAAAGUUAAUUUUUUCCUAUGCACUUUAUGUGGACAAGCUUGUGGUAUAACGCAGACCAUCAUACACUGCAGCAAGCACCUGUGUUGCCAUGGCAUGCUUGGCUAAGACCUGACACAUUUGGUGCUGCAUUUUGUUUUUAGAAAUGUUAGCAGAGCACAUAGAAGGUGUGUACCACCAGGUACAAACACUGGAUGAUGCGACACUCUAGUUUGAGCAAAGCCAGGCUCCAGCCCAGGAUUUAGCAUUGCACUGACGAUGUGACUUCGCAGCAUGCAUCUUCACUACACACUUUUUUCUCUCUCCUUUUUUUUUUUUUCAUUUUCAGACUCGCUGCCAACACUGUUUGGGUGGUCGAGUAGUUAGAGUUGCAAAUAGUCCGAGGUACUUGAUCCCAUUCUGGAACCCUCAGGUUGUUAUCCUAUAUUAAUCCAAAUUUAAGUGCACCCUUCCCCCCAAGUCUUGUAUCCUAGAUAGGGAGGUGUGCUCAGAAUCUUAAGUGGCAGGUGUUCAGGAAGAGUGAAGUAAAUGUUUUUAAAUGAAAUCCUAAAUAUAUAAGGGGGUGCCUAACUUUGGUUUAAUGAAGUACCUCUUAUGCUUCAUUCCUUUACGGACACAUUGUAGUUCUUGACUUGAACAAAGGAAGCCCAGUUAUAUUAGCAUAUCAUGGCAGGCAUUUGCAGCGUUUUGAAGAUGCUGAUAUUGCAUCUUGCUUUCUCUCUGAUAUGGCUAGUAUUGCACUUGAAGCAUAUAUAAGUGUACAAGAAGGCUGGGCACAAACAACAGUGUAGGAACAAGUUAUGCACACGCUCCCAAGUCUGGCUUAUAUAGUUAAUCUUGAUUAGUAAUGCCCUGCUAGAUUUGGGCUAUUCACACAAUGGACCAAAAUCUGCAGACGAACACUGUGUGGCUCAAUGCCACCCAAACACGGGACCUACGAGGACAAAGCAGAUAAGCUUCUGGCGGUGCAAUUUGCUGCAGCUCAGCCACGUCAUGCUCAACGGUGGAGUUUGGUCUGUCGUGUGUACACCCCGUUAGGGAGUUGAAACAGGGUUAGACACAGGGGUGAAAACUGGAUGACAUGCUUUGUCCAGAUCAGAUCAUUAUAGUUAAGCCCAUGUAUCACAUCGCACUUGCAAGCAAAAAUGCGGUGCAUUUGCCACUUAUAUGUAAUGUGUGCGAGGUUGUUUGCAGCUAAAGACUUCUAUGCAUUUGAAGUUAGGCAGAACACCAUUUCAUAAUUGAAAUGAAAAUGUACUACUGUUGUCCAUAAGGAAAACAAACAUUUCCAGAAGCGCUGGAAACAUUUCCUCAAAGAAAAAAAAAAAAACCAUGGACAUUUCUGUUGCUCUUGUUCUUUGCUGUGCUACCGUGAGAAUUUCACUGCAAGAAAGAGUCGGCGAGGAUGUAGCUUGUAUCCACGUUUGGCUACAUGGACUCUGCCUUGUCACAAUGUCACCUAGCUCAAUUUAGAAGUGAAGGGUCUGUAUUAGCUACUUGUAGUUCAACAACGUUCAAUAUUUGUUGUACUACUCAACCUGCUUAUGCUUACGCUGCCUUUUUAUGGGAUGCCUCCUCAGCACACCAUAAAGAAUAUUGCUAUCUAUUUGUAGCUGCUUCUUCUGAUGUCAAUCUGGCAUGCCACGCAGUCUUGCAUGUAGAGAGCGGUUCAUUGUUGAGAACGCAUGAGCACGGGUCAAAUACAACUCUUCAUGUUUUGGAAGUGCCCAGCUGCACAUUUGCAAAGCAUACCCUGUACAAGCACUGCCUGUGUAGAUGUCUUCAACAGCUGUUAUCUUAGCCUAGAUCAUCUUGGGGCCUUAUUUAAAUGGUACCGUACAUUCUCUACAAGACAUAUUACUAUUAUUAUUAAGUGUAAUAAUAAACUAAAUCAGGUGCUCAAACAACCAGCCUAGCUGUUUCAAGUGUGUUGGCUUACAGUGAGCCAACAAACUAAAUAUUUUGGUGCUGGUGGUGUUCAUGGAAAUAGGUGCCUUUGUCAUGUAACGAAUCAUGUGGCUAAAUAGGUUGAAUGUACAAAAUAAAUGUCCAGUUUGUUUGUUUGUGGUGGACCCAACAUUCAGGACGCCACAAACAGCUUACAACAUUUCAGCACCAAAUACUUCGAUGCAUAACUUUUGACUGCUAACAAAAUGAUAGAAUAGCUGUUGAAAUUAUCUGCCUAGCAGUGGUUGUAUAAGGUGCGGUUUGUCAGUACGCCACUUUGCAUUACUGCAGACAAUGUGCACUAGGAGGCAUUGGCUUCAGUCUAAGCACCUGCAUGCCAUUUCAACACUGCUUCUGCUGCCUGCUAUGGCUGGUGCUCUGCCUAUGUUUGGACUAGGCGUUUAUGUGUUUAUUUUAAUUGUGAACUACUUUCUAUCUUGUAACGCCUUUUUACUGCUUAACUGUAAUUCAAGGAAAGCACGGUUCAUUUGGCACAAACUUGAAGAAAGAAAAUUAAAAGAAUGUGGCCUAAGGAAAGCCCUUCUUUUGUGCAUUUAUAGUGAUAUUGCGAGGCUGAUGCCUGUUGUUCGUUACUGUACUGCCAGUAGAACCUCUGAUUGCAGUUAGUGUUGCAUUACGAAAGUGGUACACAUCCAUGUGAAAAGUGAGCUUGCAUUUUCCUUUUUCUAAAUUUUGAAAUCUUUCUAAAUUUUUGAACUGGAAACCGCAUCGUGUGAAGCCAGAUAAGCUGCCUGCAGUUUUUACGAUGUUCUCAUGAAUGGGCGGGAAGGUGUUUUGGAAGUCAGUUUUUUUGAGGAGAUGGAAGUCAUUUUAGAGUGGCAGAUAGAUAGCAGUGACUGUAUAGCGCGUGUUCGUGUGGUGAAAACAGUGGCCAUUUCUUUGGCCAAGAUGCAAUGCGCGUGUCAAAAUUUACAUAAGAUAUAUUGUAUAGCUCGUGUACAUAUAUUUUUGCAGGUCAUCACUUUGAUUUUGUUUCUUCUCAUUAAUUGUUGCUUGAAAAACAUUCAGAGUGCACAUUUCGUUGGCAACCUAAGUUCUUUUCCCCCUUGCGUGUUGCCUGUAGCAUAAUUGUCACUUGAAUUGAUGUUUUUACAAUGAUUCCUUCAGACUUGCCUCCUUAAUUUUUUUUUCUGCAUAUUGCUUUACUUUAUUUAGGAAAUGAAGUCAGUUUUUCUAUGUUUGCUAGGAUGCAUAUAUUUUUAUCUGUAUAUAAGCUUAAUAAAACAAUGUAGUAAAACCAAA